CAAAUGUCUUCAGGCUUAGGUCCCUGGGGGCUCCCAGUCCUGCCCCUGUUCCUCUACUCACGUCCCAGCUCCUCCCAGUUUCUAUUCGGACCUCCUCCUCUCCCCUUCCUUCUCUAUUCCAGGCUGGGUUGGGCUCUAAGCAAGGGGAGGGAUUAGAGCCUCCUUCCUCUCUGCCCCUCCCCAUGGGUCUCUAGGGGGCUGGUGCAGGCAGCAGCAGAGGCACUCUGGGCAGCUGGGUGAGGGCCCAUCUGGGCAAGGCCCCCAGCGCCUGCCUUCUCUCCCGGGGCCCUGUGGGCAAGCCUCCUGCUUCACUUUCAGGUUUCUCGAAGUGCCUUCUUGCUCCUGUCUGUUUCCCCAUCCUGCCAGAUUUCUGUUUCUCUUGCUGGGCUUUUGGCAGUAGGGGGCUGUGUUGAUGGGCCCUACGAAGAUGCUCAGUGCUCGAGAUCGCCGGGACCGGCACCCUGAGGAGGGGGUAGUUGCAGAGCUCCAGGGCUUCGCGGUGGACAAGGCCUUCCUCACCUCCCACAAGGGCAUCCUGCUGGAAACCGAGCUGGCCCUGACCCUCAUCAUCUUCAUCUGCUUCACGGCCUCCAUCUCUGCCUACAUGGCCGCGGCGCUACUGGAGUUCUUCAUCACACUUGCCUUCCUCUUCCUCUAUGCCACCCAGUACUACCAGCGCUUCGACCGGCUUAACUGGCCCUGUCUGGUUUUUGGCAUCAUCCUGGUUUCCAUCUUUGCCUAUGAUGCCUUCAAGAUCUACCGGACUGAGAUGGCACCCGGGGCCAGCCAGGGGGACCAGCAGUGACUCUGGGGCUACCUGGCUCCUAGGCCCAGCCAGCCAGAGAGGACAGUGGAGCCCAGACAUGUCUCCUUGGGAUUCACUAGCCCCCAGCCCGCCAAACCCCACCCCAGCCCUACAGAGCAGUCUGGCCUGAGACGUCACUGGGGACUUAUCUGUGGAGCCUGGUGCUCCAGGAUGUGGCUCCUCAUGAAGCUCUGGCCAGAGGAGGGGAACUUAUUGGGGGAGGGGGGGUGGAGGGGAGGAAUCUGGGGCUCUAAGUCAUUCCCAAAUUAAAAUAUUCAAAUUCUA
Pan troglodytes (chimpanzee) is the source of this 1090-nucleotide messenger RNA. RefSeq names its product CKLF like MARVEL transmembrane domain containing 5 (gene CMTM5). Gene Ontology annotation, cellular component: membrane. Lineage: Eukaryota; Metazoa; Chordata; Mammalia; Primates; Hominidae. The transcript is spliced from 4 exons. The record is from RefSeq and is a predicted model, not a curated record. The coding region runs from base 413 to 805 and encodes 130 amino acids.